Dendronephthya gigantea is the source of this 822-nucleotide messenger RNA. RefSeq lists its product as uncharacterized. The coding region runs from base 91 to 693 and encodes 200 amino acids. The transcript has 3 exons. The record is from RefSeq and is a predicted model, not a curated record. Lineage: Eukaryota; Metazoa; Cnidaria; Anthozoa; Malacalcyonacea; Nephtheidae.
AAACGCUGUCAUUUUAAGCAAGAGACGCCGACGAAAGGUACAACAAACUAACUGCGUCUGUGCUCCCAAAUUUCAAUCGUUGUCAUCAGAAUGGCUGGUCCCAAAACGUUUUUUGCAGUUCUAGUGAUAGUUUGCCACGUCCACGCGAGCUAUAGCGCUAGCUUAGCUGAAAACGUCGUAGAAGCAGGGCGAAAUGAUGAAAACGAUCUUCCUAGAAAUGGGGGUUGUAAACGUGGCUUUCCAGAACAAGACGCCGGGUGGAGAGAAAUUGGAACGGGAUGUGUUGGUUCAAGAGGUAACCAUUUUGCACUUCUGACAUACAAGGAAACCUCUGGUUUUGUUAGUGCAUUUAGGCUGACUCACGUCCGUGGAAGAAUCGGAUGCUCUGCAGGUGCUCGAACAAAUUGGGGAUGUAAUAGUCGUCACCGCACUAAUAUGUAUGUCACAGAUAUUAACAACGUGGUUAUGUAUCCGUCUCCUGUAUUAACCAAGCCUUAUCAAAAAGGUGGUUGGUAUCACCUACCUGGCUAUGACGAAAAUUCACCUAAGCUGGUGUUUUCAGAUGUUGGCACAAGGUUCAUUUAUUCAGGCCAACAAAUUCGAGUCUGGUAUGGUGAAGAUCUUUAUGGUUAUACAGAGGCUGACAACCAUGGACUCACGUGCUUCAAGGCUGAACUUUAUUUUCUUCCUUAGCCCUUUCUUAUAGAUCAAUGCAGACUCGUUUAUAUUUGUUGUUACGUAAUUGGUAAAGGCUUUUGUUUUGUGUGUAAUUUCUCAAUUUUUUUCAUUCGAAAAAAUAAUACAUUUUCAUUAUAAGGAUUA